CGCUCGAGGCGCGGGCUCCGCGGCGGGAAGCAAGCCCUCUAAAGCUCGCGCCUGAGUUCCCCUCCUCACACCGAGGCGUCGCGAGGCACACGGGCCGUUGGACCCGAGAGACUGAAGGACUUUAUAAAGAGUUUGUUAGCUCUGAGCUGUGAGCCGUUAGCUGUUAGCUCUUUCAGCGCUUCUGCCAUAAGAAGUUCGUUGAGGCCUUGGAACCACGAAACUUUAUUAGGCCAUGAGACCGGGACCCGAGGCUCAGCUGUGUGUCUCAGACAAGACCCGUCCACACCUGAUCAGACCAGACCAGAGCAGACCAGGGCAGACCAGGGCAGACCAGGGCAGGGCAGAGCAGACCCGACCCGCCCCAGGCACAACGGUCUCUAGAUGAGGGCCAUUGAAAAAGUUUAAUUAUUUUUGGAUUUCUUCGAUAUAUAUAAAUGUAUUCUCUUCGCAUUUUUAUAUCAAUUACUAGUUAAUGGAACUCCUUCAAGAUCAUUGAAGACUAUCACCGAGGAGCUGGGAGCGGUGGGUGUGUUCCCGCAGCCUCCCAGAGACGCACUGGUUCCACUGGUAUCCCAGCAGCUGUCAGACUGCUGGUCCUGAAGCCUCCACUGUAAGGCGCGCACUGCGCAUGCGCCGGUGCUGGACAGCUCCGAGAGGGAAAUUUAAAAAACGGUUCAAGAGGAUCCAGAUCAUCACCACUACCUCUACUGCAGACCACGUCCUGAUUCCCGCGUCCUCCACUGGAUACCACGUCCUGAUCAGCGAGUCCAGUACAGUUUGGAUACCACGUCUUGAUCCCCUCGUAGGCCCUACUCUACUGGAGACCACGUCCCGAUCACCGCGUCCUCUACUGGAGACAACGUCCCGAUCACCGAGUCCAGUAUAGUCUGCAGACCACGUCCCGAUCACCGAGUCCAGUACAGUCUGGAGACCACGUCCUGAGACGCGCUCCGUCCUUUUCCUCCUCACGUCAUCUCCAACAGAGGUAAACACGAGAUGAUCGAAGGAGGCCUCCCGCCCAGGAUGUCCGGCCUCAUGGAGCCCUCCGGCCCGGAGCCGACCCACCAGGACUACAGGCUGCUGACCACCGACCCCUCCCAGCUGCGGGAGGAGGACCUCCCAGGGGACCUGCAGUCCCUGUCGUGGCUCACCUCCGUGGACGUCCCCCGCCUGCAGCAGAUGGUGGACGGCAGGGGCCUGGGCGACGGGGCACAGGGGCCCCCGGGGGCCCGCCUGCUGGAGCAGCAGACAGCUCAACUCAACAUGACGAUGUCCGGGGCCCACGCCGCCAUGCUCCACCUGCAGAGCAACAUGCAGCACGGCCCCCUGGGAGUCAACCUGCUCUCCGCCCACACCGGGAGUAUGUCUCCGUUCUCCAUCGGCGGCCAGCCCUCCCCCGGGUACCCCUGCCCCGCCUCCUCCUACCAGCCCGCCCCCCCGCAGGUGUACUCCCUCUCGCCGGCGGGACAACAGUGCUCUCCUGCUGGGCUCUACAGCAACGUGGCCUUCAGCAGCCAGAGUCUGUUCACCCAGCCCCGCCUUGCCCCUCAGAACCAGGAGCUGCAGCCCAAAGCCUUCCCCAAGCCCAUCUACUCCUACAGCUGUCUGAUCGCCAUGGCUCUGAAGAACAGCAAGACGGGCAGCCUGCCGGUCAGCGAGAUCUACAGCUUCAUGAAGGACCACUUCCCUUACUUCAAGACGGCGCCGGACGGCUGGAAGAACUCGGUCAGACACAACCUGUCGCUGAACAAGUGCUUCGAGAAGGUGGAGAACAAGCUGAGCGGCUCGUCCAGGAAGGGCUGCCUCUGGGCGCUGAACCCCGCCAAGAUCGACAAGAUGGAGGAGGAGAUGCAGAAGUGGAAGCGCAAGGACCUGCCCGCCAUCCGCCGCAGCAUGGCUAACCCCGACGAGCUGGACAAACUGAUCACCGACCGCCCGGACAGCUGCCGGCGCAAGGCGGAGGCGGGGGUGACGCGGCUGGCCCAUGGCCCCGCCCACGGCCCCGCCCCGGGCCAGCUGCAGGCCCCGCCCGUGGUCACGCUGUCCCUCCAGUGCCUCCCCAUGCACCACCACCACCAGCACCACCACCAACACCACCAGCAGCAGCACCAACAGCAGCAGCAGCACCAGCAGCACCAGCUCCACGCCCUGCAGGCCCGCCUCGCGCCCAUGUCCCCCAUGUCCCCCAUGUCCCCCGCCCCGGCCCAGACGCCCCCCCUCCACAGCCCCAUGGUGCAGCACCCCGGGAAGCUGCCCCAGGGCGACUACUACGGCCUGCAGGGCGACUCCGAGGUGGACGCCCUGGACCCCAGCAUCAUGGACUUCGCCCUCCAAGGGAACCUGUGGGAGGAGAUGAAGGACGACAGCUUCAACCUGGACGCCCUGGGCACCUUCAGCAGCUCCCCGCUGCGGCUGUCGGACUGCGACCUGGGGGGCCUGGCCCUGCCCCCUGCCCCCCUGAGCGACGUGCAGGUGACGGGGCUGUACGCCUCCUACGCCGCGCUGGACGCCCUCUCCGCCCAGUACAUGGCCGCCGCCCCCGCCAACAGCAAGCCCAUCGCCCUGCUUUAGGGGCGGGGCCAGGGCGCACGCACGCCGCCGGCCAAUCCGGCGCCAGGAUCCACAACUAUGAACCCCGUGGAUCCAACCAAAGGGAGACCCCGGGACACGGCCCUUCUGAUUGGUCGGGUGCCGGUGAGGUCUGUCGACACAAAGCUGGGGAACCAAUGAGGUUCCAGGAUUUGAGACGGACGAUGAGAACUGUGAACGGACUUGAAUCAAUGCGAGGAGACAUGUUGUGUAAAAAGGGAAGGACUACGUCUGCUCUGCCAAACAGCCGUAAGGCCUGACGGGGUUAGCGCACCACCCUCCGCCCUGGACGGAGGUCAUCUCCACCGUACAGACAGACCCCGUAGCUGUCUGUCUGUCUGUCUGUCUGUCUGCACGUCUGUACGUCGUUUUGUGGUAGGAAUUACUGGUGUUUUAUUUAUAUAUCAAAUGCAGCCGGACAAAAAGGGAACGUUUGCUGUAUAUAUUUGAAUGUGUUUUUUCUACGUAUAAAAGCUUUCUUCAAACUGAAUUUACCCACUGAUUCCAAAUGUGUGCCAACACUGUAAAGUACCCUGAAUGUCAUCCGAACCACAUGUUAAUAUAAUCAAUCACUGACCGGAAUAAACACUAAACCAAGGCUGAAUCAAACGGGAAUCCUCUUUGUCUUUAUCAAAAGUAACCUUUAUUUUAAAACAGCAGAUGGUGUGUCACAUGGGUCCAAACAAGAUGUGUUACGAUUGGCCCCUUUAGUCGUUGAGGAUGAACGAGGAGGAGGAAGAACGGCUCAAAACGUAACGCAAUUAUAUAUUCUAGCAUUUAUUGAUCAGGCAUUAAAUAUCACCAACGUAACAAAUAUCAGGGAACUCAUGGCACUUAAAAAGAGACGACUGAAAUCAUGGUGUCGGUAUUGAAA
This is a messenger RNA of Gadus morhua (Atlantic cod), 3463 nucleotides long. RefSeq names its product forkhead box N4 (gene foxn4). Bases 997 to 2571 code for a protein of 524 amino acids. Gene Ontology annotation, biological process: regulation of transcription by RNA polymerase II. Gene Ontology annotation, molecular function: DNA-binding transcription factor activity, RNA polymerase II-specific; transcription cis-regulatory region binding. The record is from RefSeq and is a predicted model, not a curated record. The transcript is spliced from 10 exons. NCBI's taxonomy places the organism in Eukaryota, Metazoa, Chordata, Actinopteri, Gadiformes, Gadidae.